Messenger RNA from Theobroma cacao (cacao), 2361 nucleotides. Its product is annotated as cation/H(+) antiporter 2-like. The record is from RefSeq and is a predicted model, not a curated record. Lineage: Eukaryota; Viridiplantae; Streptophyta; Magnoliopsida; Malvales; Malvaceae. Gene Ontology annotation, cellular component: endomembrane system; membrane. Gene Ontology annotation, molecular function: antiporter activity. Gene Ontology annotation, biological process: proton transmembrane transport; regulation of pH.
AUGGAUAUCAUACACAAACGUUUAUGCCUUGAUCAAUACUCAUUCAACCCUUUGGUCACGGCAUUGACGCAGACCUCUUGCAUUCUUGCCAUUUCCCAUUUCUUCCACCUUCUCCUCAAGCCUGUGGGACAACCAGGACCAGUUGCACAAGUUCUUGCUGGAGUAGUCUUAGGCCCCUCGGUAUCAUGCCGUAUUCAUGACAUUAGGGAAUUCUUCAUUCAGCCUACUUCCGGGGAUUAUUAUCAGUUUUCCUCAUAUUUGUUUGAGAUUAUGUUUAUGUUCUUAAUCGGUUUGGAGACAGAUAUAUCUUUUUCAAAGCGCAACUUGUAUGUAGCAAGCAUUACUGCUUAUAGUGGUUUGAUCUUAAAUAGCAUCCUUGGAGCAGCUUUGAGCCCACUUUUCAUCAAACUACUGAGAAUCCCUGACAAGAAGAUACAAUUUGCCACCGUUAUCAUGAUGAUCCUAGCGAACUCAGCGUCUCUUGUUGUGAUUCGAUUAGUAGCUGAUUUGAAACUCGACACUUCAGAUGUAGGAAGAUUGGCAGUAACUUCUUCUUUGGUCAAUGAAAUGUCAUGUGUUCUUGUAGCUUCUCUAUAUCACGCUGUGGGUUCAUGGAAAAGUUUUUCUUUCUUAUUUCUCACCUUUCUUGUAACCGGAUUGCUUAUUGGUUUGAACCAAUACUUCGCCUUCUGGAUUAACAAGUCGGACGGGGAUAACAAAUAUGUGAACAAUGCGGAUGUUUCAUUUAUUUUUUUCCUGAUUCUGAUGUUAUCAUUUAUUGUUGAAACAUGUGGAUAUAGCAGCACGAUUUCUUGUUUCUUAGUUGGUUUGAUGUUUCCUAGAAAAGGAAAAACAUGUAGGACACUUUUGUCCAAACUCAGUUAUCUUGUUGACAACUUCUUACUUCCAAUUUAUUUCGGAUACAUUGGGUUUCAGUUUGACGUAAAUUAUUUGAACAGUAUUGCCACCAUCAUUACGGUUGUUGUUAUGAUCCUGUUGAACUUUGGGGGCAAACUUGUUAGCACCUUUGCAGCUUGCCAUUACUUAAAGGUCCCACUGAAUGAAGGAUUCAUGUUUGCUUUGAUACUCAGCUUGAAGGGCCAUUUCGAUCUUCAACUUAUCAAUGUAGAACCAAACUCCAGGUUAUGGUGGAAUCCAUGUGUCCACAGUGUGCUGUUGUCCACUGUGGUGUUUGACACGGUUAUUGGGGGGAUCAUAGUUGCUUUUACAGUAAAACGAGAAGAAAAAUCCUUAUCUCACAAACAAACCUCACUUGAAUUUCAUGAUCCGGAGUCUGAACUCCGAAUUCUGGCUUGCACCUAUGGCUCAAGGCAUUCUUCGGGAGCACUAGGGCUAAUUUCAGCUUUGGGUGGAUCCAAAAGGGCAAUAGUCACCCCUUACUUGAUGCACCUGGUUGAACUCCCGGAGAAGCGUAAAACCAAUCUGAUGUACCAUCAACUUGCUGAGGGUGAUCAAUACAGUGACGAAGAUGACUAUGGUGGAGAUGAUGCUGUGGACACCUUUACCUCUGAGACAAAAAUUUUGAUCAACAUUGUUAAGGCUGUGUCAUCUUUUGCAUCCUUGUACGAGGAUGUGUGUACUGGUGCUGAGGACAGGUGUGUAUCUAUUAUAUUCCUUCCAUUUCACGAGCAUCAACGCAUUGAUGGCAAUAUGGAGAUUGACAAGGAAGGGAUUAGAGCAACUAACCAGAGGGUUCUGCCCAUGCUCCGUGCUCGGUAGGGAUCCUUGUGGACAGAACAAUAACUGGAUUCCAGCGACCACAUGGCUCCAACUCGGUGCAACAUGUAGCAACUUUGUUCUUUGGAGGCCCCAAUGAUAGAGAGGCAUUGGCAUUUUCCAAGUGGAUCAGCAGCCAUCCACAAGUUAACUUGACACUCAUCAGAUUCCUCCCAGUAAGAGAACAGAUUUCUGGAAGUCAUAACCAGGACAACGAGUUCUUAUUGACUGUGUCAACUAACAAUUCUCAGACCGCGAUAGACAAUGCCUCUCUGGUAGAAUUCUAUAACAGGUAUAUUGCUUCAGGUAAAGCCAAUUACACAGAGAAGCAUGUUAGCAAUGGGGGAGAAACUGUGACAGCUUUAACAGAAUUAAGAAAAGUGUACUCGUUAGUUAAUUAUAGUUGGAAAGGGUGGAAGAGGGAAUUCAUCAAUAACAACUUUGAGUGACUGGGAGGAGUGUCCAGAGCUCGGGACAGUAGGGGAUUUUUUGGCUUCUACAGAUUUCAACACCAAUGCUUCAAUUCUAGUUAUUCAAAAACAUCAGCACACCACUGAUGAUAGCUUCAGAGGUGACCACUGAAUGUAAAUGUAUUUCCAAGUUAGUCAUGAAAGUUUUAGCUGU